AUGAAGGAUGACUAUGAGGAAAAUGUCAGCUUACUGUUCAAGUUGUACUGCCUCACAGUGAUGACCCUGGUUGCUGCCACAUACACAGUCGCACUGCGGUACACGAGGACAGUGGAGACAGAACUCUACUUUUCGACAACAGCUGUGUGCAUCACUGAAGUUAUCAAGUUGUUCUUGAGUGUGGGCAUCUUGGCUAAAGAAACUGGAAGUCUGGCAAGGUUAAUAACAUCUUUAAAAGAAAAUGUAUUUGGAAGUCCUACAGAAUUGCUAAAAUUAAGUGUUCCGUCUUUGGUAUAUGCCCUCCAAAACAAUAUGGCAUUUGUGGCUCUUAGCAACUUGGAUGCGGCAGUCUACCAGGUGACGUACCAGCUGAAGAUCCCUUGUACAGCUUUAUGUACAGUCCUAAUGCUAAACCGUACCCUUAGUAAGUUGCAGUGGUUCUCUGUCUUCAUGCUGUGUGGUGGUGUUACCCUUGUCCAAUGGAAGCCUGCUCAGGCUACAAAAGUACAGGUGGAGCAGAAUCCAUGGCUAGGGUUUGGAGCGAUUGCUGUUGCUGUACUGUGUUCAGGAUUUGCAGGAGUUUAUUUUGAGAAGGUCUUAAAGAGUUCAGAUACUUCUUUGUGGGUGAGGAAUAUUCAGAUGUACUUAUCUGGGAUUGCAGUGACUUUAUUUGGUGUGUACAUGUCAGACGGAGCCCAAGUUCUUGAGAAAGGGUUUUUCUAUGGCUAUACAUACUACGUCUGGUUUGUCAUCUUUCUCGCCAGUGUAGGUGGCCUCUACACCUCGGUCGUUGUUAAGUACACAGAUAACAUUAUGAAAGGCUUCUCUGCAGCGGCAGCCAUUGUUCUUUCUACUGUGGCAUCAGUCAUCCUCUUUGGCCUCCAGAUAACUGUUACCUUCUCCCUGGGUGCUCUCCUGGUGUGUAUUUCUAUUUACCUCUAUGGAUUACCUCGACAAGACACCACAAAAAUCCAGCCAUCAGAGACUAAGAACUCAAAAGAGAGACUUGCUACUGUGUGAUGUUGUCCAUAAAAAAUGGACAGACAAGAAGAAAAUUGGACUUUAAAAGAACCUACAUUUUUUAAAAAUUAGCCUUAAGCUAGUCAUGAAAUGGUUUAAAUGGGAUAGACUAAAAGCAGAAGUUAUUUCUGUUUUACAUGUGAAGUUUCCAGUAGCUGAUGCUGAGGCUACAUUACGGCCGCGGAGCUGGAUGGGCAUUUUAUUGAAGGCGUUCUUCAUUCACAUCGGACAACGAAGAGUCCCAAUUACAAGGAGAAUAGAAUGAAGGAACUGAACACUCACUUGUAUAUAAUGUACAUAAUGGGGAGAAAGCGGUUCUUUGUGUAUUUGAUAAACUGUCUUGCCCUUUGAGGGUAGAAAUGCUCAAAGACUUCAUGAAAAUCUAUUAAAAAGAGCAAUUACUGCCAGCAUUUUCUCUUAAAA
Molecule: messenger RNA, 1443 nt
Organism: Athene cunicularia (burrowing owl)
Lineage: Eukaryota; Metazoa; Chordata; Aves; Strigiformes; Strigidae
Gene: SLC35A1
Product: solute carrier family 35 member A1
Exons: 8
Coding region: 1-1020 (339 amino acids)
Biological process (GO): pyrimidine nucleotide-sugar transmembrane transport
Cellular component (GO): Golgi membrane
Molecular function (GO): pyrimidine nucleotide-sugar transmembrane transporter activity
Source: RefSeq, a predicted model, not a curated record